GGGGGAUAUAAAAGGGAUAGUUUGAUUUGAGGCAAAGCAGAACCAAUGAGCUGCAUACAUCAAUCUGAGGCCAUCAGGGCACCCCAUUGGAGUCAUCCUCUUCAAGGUGACCACCAAACCAAACCAUCGUUUGUUCUUUCCAAGGCUCAUGCACCACUGUCUCCUAUUCCAUGGACUUUUGCCACUGCAAAGAUUCCACCACUGUCCCCUGUAGCUUUCAUACAAAACUAAGCACCCAACCCCUCCCCAGUAGAAGUCUUCCCUACCCCAACGAGCUCUUCAUGGUCAACAAAGUCAAAAUCCGGUCUUGAUUGAUCUCUCUUUUUGUCAACAUUCUUUGCCGUAGCAGUCAAAGCUGCAUCAUACACAGCAAAGACACUGCAAAGAAGUCAUCUCAAUUGUUGGUAUUUGUCCUUCCAACUCCCCAUGUAUGCUUUGCUUAUACUUCUCCUGAAGCACCAACGCUACGCCCAGUCCUCGAUGAAGCCACUGUUCUUGAUUUGCUCGUAGAAUAUAUUGGGAUGAUCGCGUUUAAAACCGGCUAUCUUCCAGUACUGAAUCGGCUCUCUUCUCUGUCUUUCUGUCUCGCUUCCCCUUCUCCGUUUUGCUUCAGGCCAUGACGGCUCCCAACAUCCAGAUGAUCGCCGCGUCGCUCAGGAGCUGCAGCAUCGGGAGAAGCGGAGGGGUGGCUACGCUGCCGCUGACGCCGGCGCCGUUGGUGGCCGCGCAUCUCUUGGAGGCGAGCGAUGAGAGCUCGGGAGAAGUCAUGGUGGAGCUCAACUCCGACACGGCGCUUCCUUACCGGUGGGAGCAGCGUCUUGACAUGCGGACGGGGGAAGUCUACUACAUCAACUUGGAGACAGGCACGAAGACCAGGAAAGACCCCCGGACUGCUGUCAUCGCCGCCGCCACAUAUUCAUCAAGCUACAUCUCCGGCAAAGAGAUCUCCUCCUCCGAUGACAGCUGCUCCAGAGUAGGCGGUAACGAGGACUACGAAAGCAGCGUCGACACCGCCAACUCUUGCCUCUCCUCCCUCUCCUCUUCCUCUCCCCCUGAUACUGUAGCUGACCCCGGCGGUGCCCAAAUCCUCGUCGCCGCCGGCUGCAGGUCCUGCUUCAUGUACUUCAUGGUCCCCAAGAGCGUCGACGCCUGCCCCAAGUGCGGCGGCGGCCUCCUCCACCUUGGCCGCUAUGGCUGCGUCUGAACUGCUCCACACUUCGAUCUUGUUCUUGCAUUCUGGAUCAACACAGAAAGACAAGAUCGGACUUUUGUGAGCAAGUUGAAAUCUUUUCAGCUUGUCCUGCGAUAUCUACACUUGGAUAUCAACGACAAUGCCGCAAUUCUUCUCUCCAGUGCCGAUCUCCAUUUGAAGUAGGUGAUAUUUUUGUUCCAGUCUCAGAUGAUGCAUCACAAGGACAAAAUCUAUCUUCAACUAUGAUGCAACUAUUAAUCCAAGCUUCAACUCAACUUUCUUAUCUUACCUUGAAACUGAUAGCUCAAACAAAGCUUGCUAAACCAAAUCCGCCUCGUAGAGCAUAGUUAACCAAGAUCAUUAGCUGAUCUUAUCUAACAAUGACAACUACUUCAUGAACUAAAAGUCAAAUAUAUAUUGUGGAUGCUAAGCUAAUCACGCAGUCAAUCUAGCUCAGCAUCAUGCAUCAUGUUUUAUUUCAUGACUCUUAUGCUCUUAAAGGACAAGGGAGGCAGACACAGUAAGCAGACAAAUAAAGGUGUUGGCUGUCAGGAAAUGGUGAUCUUUAUUUCUAGUAGACUGAGAAGAGAAUAAAGUGGAUGGCUUGCAUCUAAUUGCUUCAGACAAAGGAACCUUUCCUCGGGUUGGCAGAAAGGAAUCUGUGCAGAGGGGGAAGACACAGAUUGCAGAAACCAAGAGGAAUCAGAAAUCUAGCACACUGUUCCCCCACCCCAACAAUGAUCCCAGGCUUGCGCCUUGUGAGAACCCUAGCCUUUGCAGGCCACAGCCAUCAAUUAAAGACUGCAUUUAUUGUGACAGACAGGAGCAGCAGCAGCAGCAGCUCCACCAAGCUGAGCUUCCAGUGUUCUUUCUCAUCUGCCAUCCCCUGGGAGAGCUGCAUUGAGGGAGUAUUCCUGCGUCAUAUUCAACAGACCAACCAUCAUUCCCCAAUCAUCGUUAAGUAAGUGAACUAAAAGUAUUGUUUCUUGCAGUAUAAAUGCAUGUCUCAUAAUCACAAUCAUGAAAGACAGCAUCAUCAAAGCCUGCUUACUGUUCAUCGCUCGUCGAUGGCUCAUCUUCAUCACUAGUACUGACAGGUUCAUGCAUUUGGUGAUACGCCGAAUAUGUCUCUAUAUUAUAAUUAUAUAUGUGGAUAUAAAUCAAUAUUUAUACUGUAGCCUUUUAUUUCAACAAUCAUUAAUAAUCCAAAUUAUCGAUUGAUUCCCUACCAAUGUCUUGUCUAAACCCAUCCAAUCAGAUUUCCCAUGACAAUAUUCUUAUGAAAAAUUGAAAGAAUAACAUCUUUCCAAUGAUAAUAUAAUUUAAUCUGGCAGAAACAUGCAGUGAAUAAAGAAACUAGCUAUCAAGAACCAUUAAAAAAUGAAAAUACAAUAUAAAAUUAAUCAAAAAAUCAAAAAAAUAAAACUAUAUGAUCUGUUAUUAACAUAGAAUGCUAAUCAUAUAAGGUCGUAUCAUUAUAAUUUUUUAUACUAAAACUCAUGUGAUAUUGAGAAUGAUGAAACCACUGGGCAUCAAAUGUAUAUGUAGCAAUUGGAAGUCAACAAAUCCUCUGUUGACUGCCAUUAACAGUAGAUAACUCAGAGACUAAAGAUUUCAAUGAAAGUUGAAGGGUGAUUCCGGUAAUUCAAAUUUUCUUUUGACUUCUUUUGAUUCUCCGUUUCUGCCACCUCAGCCAAAAAGGCCAUGAUAUUUUCCACCGACGACUUCGUGGGAGAU
Molecule: messenger RNA, 2929 nt
Organism: Musa acuminata AAA Group (dessert banana)
Lineage: Eukaryota; Viridiplantae; Streptophyta; Magnoliopsida; Zingiberales; Musaceae
Product: protein CURLY FLAG LEAF 1-like
Exons: 2
Coding region: 617-1204 (195 amino acids)
Molecular function (GO): protein binding
Source: RefSeq, a predicted model, not a curated record